Myxozyma melibiosi is the source of this 3072-nucleotide messenger RNA. Its product is annotated as glycoside hydrolase superfamily. The transcript has 2 exons. The record is from RefSeq and is a predicted model, not a curated record. Lineage: Eukaryota; Fungi; Ascomycota; Lipomycetes; Lipomycetales; Lipomycetaceae. Bases 138 to 2795 code for a protein of 885 amino acids.
ACGUGACUAAUUUGCUAUCUCCCAUCUCCCAACCAACCCCACACUCAGAUCAUCCCAUCCUACAGAUCAGUCGUGAAUCUGAAUAUAUAUACUCAUUGAUGAUCUUUUAACAACUUGUUGUGAAUAAUUAGGCAACAAUGGAUCGAAUCAUCUCUGUCUCUCUCGAUCCGCCCCUCAACUCCGUCUCCUACGCCAAAUCGCGCGUCCUCGAGUUCGACGCAUUCGUCGUCACCACACCGGAACUUCAGGAACUCCCUCCUUCCUUCGAGAUCCAGAUCUGGUGGAGCACAAACGACAAAGAAGAGUGGAUUGCGUCGUCUCUACAUCUUAACCGCGCACGUGAGCCCUUGAGACUCUGCUCGGUGGCCUCGGCUGACGCGGGGGUGGGCGCAAGUGGCAAGCAGAAUCACAUUCAUCAGUUCUCGAUCAGCUUUGUUCCGCCGUACAGUGCGUCCUCGCUGCAGUUCACUGCCAGAUACAGAUUUGAAGAAAAUACAGACUGGACAUGGUGUGGCCGCAUCGAAACCAACGGCGUCAUCGAGCUAUCUCGUCCCCGGCGCAACGGAGGCAACGCUGCGCCCAACCUGCAUGACCUGUUCUCGGAAAUCUCAACUGACCUUGAAGCUUCUGAGCUUGUCAGCGAGGUACCAAACUCAAGAGCUUGGAAAGUCAGCGGUCUCUCUGCACCGUCGUUGACGGAACCUACAAGAGCAGCGCUGGGGAAACCGAUCGGUAUGCAGCGGUACUUGUCCUUAGUUCGCAUCCAGCAUUCCUGGAUGGGGCCUCGGCACGGCACCAAGGACUUUUUUAUCGACAGGGAGUCGUUUAUGGUUUUAUUCCAGCGCGAGGAUGGCUAUAAUGUUUGCGUGUUACCGCUUUCAAACUUGAAGAACCAUCUUAUCUUUUACCUGCAGUCCGGAGGAGGGAAAAUCCUCUUUGAGGUCUCCAACACCGCAUCGGGCCAUCAGACAUUUUCUGCUUUUGUUGGCGUCAGCCGAGAUCCGAUGCAAGCCGUCCAGACUGCGUUUUACUCUCUAAGAUCUAACGUUCAGACCUUGUCACCGUAUUCCUCGCAGCUGCUUAACUCUGCAGUGCCGGGCGAGUCAUCAGACCAGUCUGUAGAGCCCACCGUUCAGCCGAUAGUUACCAGCGGAGGCUUGAGUAGGCCAGUCAAUGGAACCUGGUAUGAACAGUGGCUGGACUGUAUGGGAUUCUGUACCUGGAAUUCAAUGGGCAUCGACGUCUCUCAUGACAAAAUCAUGACCGCUCUCCAGUCGCUUGAAGACGCAGGUAUUCGUGUCGGACUGGUCAUUAUCGAUGACGGAUGGCAACCCACUGAUUCCAACCGGCGCUUGCUGGCCUUUGAAGCCAACGAAAAGUUCCCCAACGGUCUAAAGUUCACUGUCGACUCUAUCAAGAAUAAGUUUCCCUACGUCAAGCACGUGGCGGUGUGGCAUGCGCUUCUGGGCUAUUGGCAUGGAAUCUCUCCAGACGGCGAGAUUGCUAAAAAGUAUGAGCUCACCAAAGGACGCUUAUACAAUGAAGACGUAUAUGUCGUCAGUGGGGACAGCAUCAAGCGUUUCUACGACGACUAUUAUGGAUUUCUGUCUUCCAGCGGCAUCACAGUCGUCAAGGCAGAUGUACAGAUGCACAUCUACGAUCUCGAAGGCGACCACAUCCGUCAGAGCGAUAUCUACAAGCAGUAUCAAGACGCACUGAAGCUGCAGUCGAUGCGCUACUUUAGCAGACGUAUAAUCUACUGCAUGGCCAUGAGUCCGCAGUACUAUUAUUACGCGCUGAUCCAGACAAACUACACAAAGCCAGUGCUGCGCAACUCCGAUGAUUUCUUCCCCAAUAUCCCAUCAAGCCACCACUGGCACGUGUACUGCAACGCAAUGAACAACACCCUUACUUCCUUGCUGCACGCGGUCCCCGACUGGGACAUGUUUAUGACCACUGUCGCGCCGUACUCCAGCAUGCACGCUGCAUCACGCUGUUUCUCAGGCGGGCCGGUAUACAUCACCGACACUCCCGGCUUUCACGACAUGGAAAUCCUUUCCCAGAUCCAGGCGGAAACGACGCGCGGAACCUCAGUCUGCUUGCGGCCGUCGCGACAAGCACUGGCUCUUGAUCCCUACUUCAAUCUCAAGGAUGGAAGACUGAUGUAUCUCACAAACUUCUACGGUGGCGCGGGCGGGUUCAGUCUUCUCGCUGCUUUCAACAUCAACGAGAACGACAACGCAGAAUUCGUCGAACCCAUCCGCCGCUCGAUGUUUUCCGCACUCGCCACCGAUUCAGAAUACGUCGUUUUCUCCUACAAGACUGGCAACACUGCCGAAUUCUCGACCUCCAGCAAUUCAAGCGACGACCCAGCUCUGAUGCUAACCCAGCUCAAGACCAACGAAUGGGACAUCUUCACCGCCGCCCCUCUCGCCGUCGUCAAGUCGCAGUUCAAGACCACCAAGAUCGGCGCGAUCGGUGUCCUCAACAAAAUCACCGGCGCGGCAGCUAUCCAGCGCCAACAAAUCGUCGUCCCAGUCACGGGCCGAGCGCUCCUCGACAUUGACGUCAAAGUCCUCGGCACGCUCGGCAUCUACAUCUCUGAACUGUCCGCAUCAGGCGGCAUGGCCGCCAUCGCGAAAUUGCUCAUCACAAUCCAGGGUCUCGUCAUGCCGAUGUCGUCGCUAUCCACGCAGGGAAAUAUCUUGAAAAUCGAUCUCGAUUCGGCGUGGAGAGAACUUGAUUUACAAGCUCGUUGGUCCAACGAGAUUUCUUUGCGGGUUUACAUCACUUGAUACACCCUACACAAACUUAUAUAUCUUUCGCUAUGCUUUUUCUAUUUUCUCGCUAUUUAGCUACAUUCAUUACUCUAUCUGUGUCUGAGCAGCAGGGUCGCGCGCGCAUAUGGAGGUUCAUCUAUUUCUUGCUACUUUUACUUUAUUCUAUCCGGGUUCAUGGGGGUACUAUUCAUUUCGUUUCAUUGUCAUAGGGUUAUAAGGGUUAUAGGGUAUACACUUCAUUAUGUAGGGUUUCAUUUUAUCUAACAGGUAUGGGUAGGUAGUGCAAUACAGU